UGUAGUACUUCCUUCUCAUUUGCCUUCGAUCUUUUUUCUUCUUCAUUCAUUCGAGAUAUCCUUUGAACGUCUCUCAUUACCAACUCACACCCAGCAGCCUCUCGACUGGACCAGACCACAUCAACACAUACAUAGACUCAGCAGACCAGCCAGCCCAGCGAACAGAGAACUAGGCAAGCGACUUAAAGGAGAACGAACACCAAACCAUCAUCAUGAAACCAACGACCAAGAACAGAAGAACAACAACAUCAACAAGACUCGCUUCCUCACCCCAUCCAUCCUCAUCCUCAUCAGCAUCCUCAUCCUCCUCAUCACUGCCUCGAACACCCAAACCACAUAACACCCUACUCGACAGCAUCCUCUCCUCACCACGCCAGUCUCAUACAACCAAAAAGACUGAAACUCAAAUCACUCCCAACAAACUCAACAGGGCACUCAACAACCUACUCAACCAGCCCCGCGGCCACCCCUCCCACAAACAAACUGCCAUGAACCAGCUCAUCCAAACACUCUCCACCCUCCGAUCAAAACAUCACAUCCAUGAUCAUCUUGAACAACCUUACUCCAAACGGAUCAAGAUCCAGGCCGCAGCUGAUGGCUCAGCCUCACUCGUCCUCCCAUCCAUGCAGCCCACUCUAGACCCAUCGCACUACUAUUACCAACAUCUUCACUACCCACAACCCACCACCAUCGAAUACGGCCGAGUGAUCAUGAAGAAAGACGCACUGAUCAACAAGCUCGGACUCGAGGCCGCCCAGCGUGCUAUUCGUAAGGCCAGAAGCCAGCGGAAACCCUACCGCCCUUCAGCAAAUCAUCCACCUUCAUCUUCGCCCCCAAGCUCCCCACAGACAAGCUGCUGGCGUACCGGGAGGAUCGGAAAAUGGCUAGAAUCCGCCGACGAUGAUUCAGAGGAGGAAGGGGACAGACGGACCAAUUUGCCCCGUGGCCGGGACUUGAUGGGCUCACUUUCCAAGCUCGCCAAAGAAGAAUCCUCGACAUCUGUUCAGCCUUCCUCCAGCUCGACUGACCAAGCAGCCAAUGAUCCACAGAGCUUGUUCUGGUCGCCGAUCAAGGGCAAACAGAAGGUGUCCGGGAUCCCGGCAACCAAGCGGGCACCGCACUCGGCCUCGAUCGCCGCGCCGAUCGACAGCCAGCAGAUCCUCGAGCGAAUCGGGCGGAUGAGUGCGCUGGAGAUGGGCAUCCGCUGGCCGCUCGACCGGCCCUCGACCCCGCCGAACCAACAGUCGUCGUUCUUCCACAUCGACGAGCUCAACGCCGCCCGCGGCCACCGUCACCCAGCCGACCGUCUUGCCCCCUUCUCGCAGCUCUCCUUCGGCAGCCAGUCUGGCACGGCGCUCCAGACUAGCAUGCUCAAGCCCGGCUGCAACCUCUCCCAGGCCUUCCUCGUCCGGGCCGCCUCCCCGACCAUCCUCCUCUCCGCCCCCGCCCCGGCCGACGAGAAUCGCAGCCCACUUGUGCUCGCCCCGCAGCCCCACCUCUCACCCUCUUUACCGGCCAGACCACAUCAAAACGACUUCUCUCCCUGCUCGCCGUUGAGACAUGAUCUCCUCAAACUGAUCGACCAGCACCAAGGAUCUGCCAGACUCGAUAGUCCCAACCCGAUAACCGCCUUCUCCUCUUCACAAUCUACGGCAGCACACGAACACCGUUGGCUCGCUGACCUUGACACCAACUCACUCGCUAACCUGAACUUCGAUAACCCCUUCUCUUCUCCCACUCCGGAUCCCCCGCUUGAAGACUUCUUGGGCUACGUUUGA
Messenger RNA from Puccinia graminis f. sp. tritici CRL 75-36-700-3, 1778 nucleotides. RefSeq lists its product as uncharacterized. The transcript has 3 exons. NCBI's taxonomy places the organism in Eukaryota, Fungi, Basidiomycota, Pucciniomycetes, Pucciniales, Pucciniaceae. The record is from RefSeq and is a predicted model, not a curated record. The coding region runs from base 213 to 1778 and encodes 521 amino acids.